CCUUGCCCAGAGCUGUGCCAGGAUGUCUUGCGCUCCCUCGGUUUCUCAUCUCGUUCCAGUUCAUGUGAUACAGCAGCAAGAAGGUACUCUCGAAUUAAGCUAUCUUGCUGCUGCAAGAAAUAACACUUGACAACAGAAGCACGGUGACGCCUGCUGCACGCAGGGUCGCGACAGAACCGCGAAGGAUAAACGAAGUUGGCGGAGAACUGGAACGGAUUUGAGAACAAGGAGGUGGCAUGGAGCAGCAGCAACGCCAAGGCGGCACUACUGAACUCCGUGCGCAGCUUGGUGCGAUGAGCGUGGAAGGCACCAGUGUCUUGGCGGGUCCGGGCGAGGGAGGGGGGGCGACGCCGAUUCAGACUCCUGCUGGGGGCGGGGCUACCGGUGGUGUCGAGGGUGGCUCGAGAGGAUCGUCGGGGCUUGCAAAUCUGAACGAGCGGAAGCGUGUCGACAACAACAUCGUGCAAACCCUAACGGCCAACAACCAGGUCCUGUGCGUGGACGUUGGCCCCGAGAUGUCGAGCGAGUGGGCCGGUGCGGGUCCUGGGGGCACUGCGUCAACGAGAAUGCGGGUAGUUCAGGCGGCGCUCAGGGGUUUUGUGCGACGCAAGGCAUCCUUCAAUCCAAAGGCGAGGCGGUGUUUGCAUCGUUUCGCCGUGCUGGCGCUCGGCGACGGUGUGACGGUUGUCCGGCCGCUGACCUCGGACGUGAGGAGCGUGUUCGAAGCGAUUGACCGGUUGCAGCCGCCAGAAGCGUCAUCAUCAUCUGUGGUCGAGGGGGGCGAAGACGGCGACGGAGGAGAAACGCCGUUCGACUUCUCGGAGCUCCUGGACUGUAUCGCGGAGCGCUUCCCCCCGGCGAAGGACCCCGUUUCUUCGGUGACGGAGCGAAAUCGAAGCUCCGGCGGCGGCGGGGUGCGGGGUGCGGAAGCCGUGGUGGGAGCGAUGUCGCAAGUCCGACCGGUGGUGCGGGCGUUGGUGCUCUACGGGAGGUCCUAUAUCUGCCCGCUUGUGCCCCCAACAGGAGCGGAGAAGCACGGGCUGCUGUCGCACUGGAGGUUCUUCCUCGACUGCCUCUACUUCCACCGCAAGCCUUCUGAGGAAGGGGUCAUCUGCGGAGAAAUCUUCGACUCGAUUGCCACCAUGGAGACCAGCGGCGGCGGAGGGUUGCCGGGCACCGCGGGAGACAAUUAGCGGUCACGGGGGAGCACAUUUUUCGACACUCAAAGCUCCUUUCUGCUGUUUUCGUUAGCCUUUUUCCCCACGUGCCGUCCCCGUCACCUGCCCGCGUAUGCAGGGCCUUUAUUUCCUCAUGCACGCCCUCCUCCUGCCUGCCCUUACGAGUGUCGUGGGGUUGACGUCGAACGCGUGCGCUUCGGUUGGUCUUCUCUCAACCCACACCUCGUAUGUAGCGAAGCAGGCCUUCGUCUGCGAGUGGUGGUGACGAGCAGAGGGAGCUACGUUGCUGUGUUGUCGUGGUUUGGGAUGAUGAGAGUGUCUUGGGGCUCAGGUUGUAGGUUGUAGGUUGUAGGCUACUGCGAGCAAGAGGUGGACCGCUGCUCAACCUCGUACGUGGCCAAUCGCAAGCGCUUCGGUUUCUUAAAGAAGAGCCCAGAAGACUUGACUCUGGGUACUGUACACGUAGAGGUGAGAAUGACGUUCGUCGUGGAGAGGAAAUGCAAAACAACGGAUACGCGAAUACCCGCGCCUCCCUAUCCUCCCCCCCGGUGUUU
This is a messenger RNA of Ectocarpus sp. CCAP 1310/34, 1732 nucleotides long. NCBI's taxonomy places the organism in Eukaryota, Phaeophyceae, Ectocarpales, Ectocarpaceae. The record is from the annotation of a GenBank genome assembly.